AUAUUAUGGCACAGCCCAAAAUUCAAUAUGACAUCAGCCGCCCUAUCUACUCACUCACUGCUUUUGAUGCCGAAUUUCAAAAGGCAAAUAGGACUUAUCCUCUUGGAGAAAAAAUAAGAAAUCUCUUCAGGUGUCCAGCAAGACGAUUUAAAGCUCUCCUGCUUGCAUUCUUCCCAGUAAUUAUCUGGCUUCCAAAGUACAAAAUUAAAGAGUGCUUAAUGACAGAUGUGCUUGGUGGCAUUAGCUCUGGGACCAUACAAGUUCCACAAGGAAUGGCGUUUGCUCUCCUUGCAAACCUCCCUCCUGUUAAUGGACUCUAUUCUUCAUUUUUCCCUCUUAUUCCAUAUUUUUUCAUGGGCACCAUACAUCAGUUGGUUCCAGGUACAUUCGCUGUUCUGAGCAUUAUUGUUGGGAACAUGUGCCUCCAGCUGGCCCCAGAGUCAGAAUUUCAGCACUUCAAUGUUACUCUGAACAAAAUCAUUACUGAUGUUGCAGAAAUGCAAGCAGUUCGACUGAGAUUGUCAGGCACCCUUGCCUGCCUCACUGCAAUAAUACAGGUUGGCCUUGGAAUUAUGCAGUUUGGUUUUGUUGCCAUUUAUCUUUCGGAAUCUUUCAUUAGAGGCUUCAUGACAGCAGCUGGUUUGCAAAUUUUUAUUUCUGUUUUAAAGUACAUCUUUGGACUACAAGUUCCACCCUACAGUGGGCCACUGGCAACUAUCUAUACAGUAGUUGACAUCUUGAAAAACCUGCCACAUACAAACAUUGCUUCCCUAGUGUUUGCCUUGGUUAGUGCCAUGAUACUGAUCAUCGUCAAAGAGCUGAAUCUACGGUACAAGCACAAGAUACCCUUUCCUAUUCCUGUGGAGAUCGCUGUGGUUACUGUUGCAACUGCCAUUUCUCGGACCCUAAAUUUACCAGAAAAAUACAACAUUGAUAUAGUUGGAGCUGUCCCUCAAGGGUUGCCUGCGCCCAUGGUUCCAGAGGUGACCAAGUGGGGUGACAUGAUUGGGACUGCCUUUUCACUUGCCAUCAUUGGCUAUGUAAUUAACUUGGCCAUGGGAAGAACUCUGGCAACUAAGCAUGGCUAUGAUAUUGAUCCUAACCAGGAAAUGCUAGCCCUUGGCUGUAGCAACUUCUUUGGGUCAUUUUUCUAUACUCAUGUUAUAUGCUGUGCACUUUCUGUCACACUUGCUGUUGAUGGGUCUGGUGGCAAGUCACAGGUGGCAAGCUUCUGUGUAAUGGCCGUAGUCCUGGUUACACUGCUAACUCUUGGAGUUUACCUACAGCCUCUUCCUAAGUCUGUUCUUGGUGCUUUAAUUGCAGUCAACCUGAAGAACUCAUUGGUACAGCUUUCUGACCCAUACUACCUGUGGAAGAAGAACAGGCUUGACUGUUGUGUCUGGAUUGUGAGCUUUCUGUCAGCAUUCGUAUUGGGCCUUUCUUAUGGAGUCCCAGUUGGUGUUGGAUUCUCUAUGUUGAUGGUGAUCUUCCAGACACAGUUCCGUAAUGGCUCAUCACUGGGACAAGUAUCCAAUAUGGACAUUUACAAAAACCCCAAAGUGUAUACUCAGGUGAAGGAGCUGAAAGGGAUCAAAGUUUUAACCUACUGCUCUCCAAUCUACUUUGCAAAUGCUGAAAUAUUCAGACGCAAGAUCUUCCAAAAGAGUGGCGUGGAUCCAGUGAAGUACUUCUUAGCCAAAAGGAAGUUCAUAAAGAUGCAAACAAAGGAAAGAAGGCAAAAAGAAGGAAAAAGAUCACAGCAUAACAUACAAAAUAAGACAGCUUCCUUAUCUUCUCUUCAAGGCAUUCCAACAGAUACAGCAGGCAAUUCAGCCAUCGAUUCAAAUAACAAUCACAGAGCUGAAGAUACUGCUUCAACAUGCUACGUCAUCUGCAAUACGUCCAACAUAAUCUCAGAAGAAGUUACAAACUGCAGUGUGACCACGUCUGGCUCUGAAAACAACAACAAUCCGAUUCUGAAUGCCCCUCCAUUUCCUGACUUUCACACACUUAUUCUAGAUAUGGCUGCUGUUUCCUUUAUGGAUCUCAUGGGAAUCAAAGUUCUUGGCAAGCUACACUCAAGCUAUCAGAACAUUGGAGUAAAUGUCUACCUAGCAAACGUCCAAGCUCAAGUAUACACUGAUAUUGAAAAUGGAGGUCUCUUCCAAGAAGGGGGGCUGGAAAGAAGCCAUCUAUUCCUAACCACUCAUGAUGCUGUUCUAUUUCUGCAGCACAACCAGUGGAGACAGAAACAGAAUCAAGAACCGGCAAAGACACUAAUGUCCCAUGACAGCUAUGGAAAUGAAUCAUUACUAAAAGCGACAGAUGAAGAAGAGGAUAUUGAACAAGCCAUGUUUGGUAGUAUGUUCAAUGAUGGGAAUUACACAUCUCUGUAGAAGAAUGAAUGAAUGAAUAACAACUGAAAAGGAGUCCAGC
Messenger RNA from Protopterus annectens (West African lungfish), 2436 nucleotides. It is a transcript of the gene SLC26A9, whose product is annotated as solute carrier family 26 member 9. Gene Ontology annotation, biological process: transmembrane transport. Lineage: Eukaryota; Metazoa; Chordata; Ceratodontiformes; Protopteridae. Gene Ontology annotation, molecular function: sulfate transmembrane transporter activity; oxalate transmembrane transporter activity; bicarbonate transmembrane transporter activity. Gene Ontology annotation, cellular component: membrane. The record is from RefSeq and is a predicted model, not a curated record. The transcript has 20 exons. Bases 6 to 2396 code for a protein of 796 amino acids.